GUAACCAGUUAGGGGCCCUGGUACAUCAAAGGUAAGCAGUGGGUUAUGUUUUAUUAUUUAUUGAUCAAUUCUAAUUGUUUAUUGAUCCACCAUCUGUACUAGAGUGCUAGGAAGUCAGAGGUUGAGAAUGUGGAAAACUAUAGGCUCUGUUUUUCUCCAGACUGCAGUUUUUGCCUAUCCUUUCCGAGACACUGCACACUUGGAAAAAAGAACUCACAUUUUUGUAAGGAAGGCUUGGAUUUGGCUUAAUCUACCUUUGUAGGACUGGGCAUAAGAAAAUGACGACAUGCUUUUUUGGCAGUGGAAGAGGAAUCAGAAGUGUUAAGCUGGCAAUUGAGGUUUCUCAUUUUGUUGGUAAAAUAUGACCCCUCGGAUGACUCCUUACCAGGCAUGGCAUAGUUUGGCUCUAAAGGAUGCUGUGUCUUACGUCUUGGAUAGCAGCCAUGUUAGUCUGUAUCCGCAAAAACAAAAGGAGUACUUGUGGCAUCUUAGAGACUAACACAUUUAUUUGAGCAUAAGCUUUUAUGUCUUAAGUCAUGCUUGGUUUUUAGAAUCUUGUAUUUCUGUAAAGAGUGGUGGUGAUUUCACUUCAGAAGUUGCCUCUUGCUCAAAGCCCUUAAAUUCCAGGUUGGUGGCAGCACACUAUCAUCAUAACAAAUCCCCCUGUUUAAGGGCUCAGCAGAAAGGGCAAGGAAUGGAUAUGGAUACUUUCAACCUCCCAGUACUUAGAAGUGAUACUAUUGCACCCAGGUUGAAGUGUGAUGUUAGAACAGUUGGUAGACCCUUGCUGUGCCUGUUCCCUUUCCAAACAGAGGACCUCAUUCUUUAAGCUGUCAAUUAGCACUCUUUCACCACCACUAAUUCACUCGGGGACCCUUUUAUAAUACAGGAUUGAACCAUGGCAUCACGCUGCUGUCUGAUAGUAAGGGUGACCCAUAUUCUAACUCUAGUAUGAGUGGGACAAUAUAAUGCUGCGGUAGGUAAUCGUAUUAUGGAUUAGGUCCUCAGUCAUAAGUACUUAUCUAUGGCGCAGCUGGGGAAAAGUUUAGAAAUUCAUAUUUUUAUUCUUCCCAUGGCUGUUAUAAUGCAAACUGUGUCAUAAGAUCUCGCAAGAGGCCUCAUUAGAAACCUAUGUUGAGCUUCCUCCAAAGAUAUUUAAUUGCUUUCAGGGGUGUCAAACAAAUUGGAUAUUGUGCAUCUUCCAAUGUAUGAAGAGUUGGAAAGUGUCUGUCAAGCUUCACUUGAAUCAAGUGCUAAUAAAAAUGGCAAAUGCCGUAUUCAUUGGGCUGUGUUUAAGAGGAGUAUCGUGGAAAACAAGCGAGGUAAUUAUUCUGCUCUACUCGACACUGAUUAGGCCUUAGAUGGAAAACUUUAGAUUUUGGCAUCACAUUUUAAGAUAGGCAAAUUGGAGUGUCCAGAGAGCAAUAAAAAUGAUAAAACGUUUUGUGAAAAUUUAAGACCUAUGAGGAAGAGUUGAGAACUGCUUCUGUUAAUUCCAGAGACUCUAGUCAAGGGGAGGUAUAAUUGUCUACAAAUACAUGAAGGGAUAUUAGAGGUCAGGGACCAGUUAGUCUAAUGCAAUAAGGACAGACCAAGAAGUAAUGGUCUUAAGCUGCAUCAUGGAAAAUUGAGGUUCCAUUUUAGAAAAAGAUUUACAAGAACAGACAAAGGAGGUAUGGAAUCUGCUUAAGUGGAGCUAAUCAAGGUGUACAUUUAAAAUCUAUCCAAGUUUAGGAAUUACUAACCCAGUUCUUCCACAAAGAAAGGGGGUAAAAUAAAUGACCCUCUAGGGAUCACUUCCAACCCAAAUGGUUUUGAUUAUGGCUGAAGUGUUUACUUUUCUGUACAAAACUUUGUACUCUGUGGCUGACUUUUUUGUGGGAGGACAAAGGUGGUCUACUAAACUGUUCUUUGCAGUGACUAUUUGAAUCUCCAUUUUUAGGACAGUAAUAACAGAAGAAUUCAAAGUGCCUGAUAAAAUGGUUGGAUUUAUAAUCGGCAGGGGCGGUGAACAGAUCUCACGGAUCCAGGCGGAGUCUGGCUGCAAAAUUCAGAUUGCUCCAGACAGCGGCGGGAUGCCCGAGAGGCCCUGUGUGCUCACUGGAACACCAGAGAGCAUUGAACAAGCGAAGAGGCUGCUGGGGCAGAUAGUGGAUCGCUGUCGGAAUGGACCUGGCUUUCACAACGAUGUUGAUGGCAACAGUACGAUCCAGGAGAUUCUGAUCCCGGCAUCCAAAGUGGGUCUAGUCAUUGGCAAAGGAGGCGAAACAAUAAAACAGUUGCAGGAGCGAACAGGCGUGAAAAUGGUUAUGAUCCAAGAUGGCCCAUUGCCAACGGGAGCAGAUAAACCUCUCCGUAUUACUGGAGAUGCUUUUAAAGUACAGCAAGCAAGGGAAAUGGUACUGGAGAUCAUCCGAGAGAAAGAUCAGGUAGAUUUCCGAGGCGUACGAAGCGAUUUCAGCUCUAGAAUGGGAGGAGGCAGUAUAGAGGUCUCUGUGCCCAGGUUUGCUGUUGGAAUCGUAAUAGGAAGGAAUGGAGAAAUGAUCAAAAAGAUUCAGAAUGAUGCUGGCGUUAGGAUUCAAUUUAAACCAGAUGAUGGGAUUAGUCCUGAAAGAGUCGCGCAGGUCAUGGGGCUUCCUGAUCGUUGUCAGCACGCAGCUCAUAUCAUCAAUGAGCUUAUUCUCACAGCACAGGAACGAGAUGGCUUUGGAAGCCUGGCAGUACCCCGGGGAAGAGGUCGUGGUCGUGGGGACUGGAGUGUUGGCACACCUGGAGGGAUGCAGGAAAUAACCUACACGGUGCCAGCUGAUAAGUGUGGCCUUGUUAUAGGCAAAGGUGGAGAGAACAUCAAGAGCAUAAAUCAGCAGUCAGGAGCCCACGUGGAGCUGCAAAGAAAUCCACCUCCCAACACAGACCCUAGCGUACGGAUAUUCACCAUCAGAGGAGUUCCCCAACAGAUUGAGCUCGCUAGACAUCUCAUAGAUGAGAAAGUUGGUGGUACCAGCAUGGGUGGACCUGGCGGUUUUGGUCAAAAUCCUUUCAGCCAAGCACCUGCUACACCUCAUCAAAAUGGUCCUCAGGCAUUCAUGACACAGGGUUGGGGCAGCACCUACCAGACGUGGCAACAGCCUGGACAGCAAGUUCCAAAUCACAAUGGUACCCAGUCAGGCCAGGUGGAGUUCACCAAGGCGUGGGAGGAUUAUUAUAAGAAACUAGGCCAACAGAGCCAGCAGCAGAACAGCCAGCCUGAUUACAGCAAGGCGUGGGAGGAGUAUUACAAAAAACAGAGUCACGCUGCCAGUGCUGCUUCUCAGGCAAGUUCCCAGCCGGACUACACAAUGGCGUGGGCAGAGUAUUACAGACAGCAGGCUGCCUACUAUGGGCAGACACUAGGGCAGGCUCAGGCCCACAGCCAGGAGCAGUAGAACAAUGUCCUUGUGGCAAUUUUUUUUCUUGGAAUCAUUGUGGAAGAAAACCUUUUUGUAACAGAGGUUUCUAGAUUUGCAACGUUUUGAUGAAGACUUUUCUGUUUGUUUGUGAAACACUAGUUGUAGGAUAAUCUAAACUGAACUUUUCUAAGAAUCAGGAACAAUUAGUAAUGUACUAAACUUAUGGACUUGCUGGUAAUUUUUUGUUUCCAAAUUUGUAAAAACUCCGGGAUUCUUUUUGGAAAGAAGCCAGAGAAUUACAGGCACCAAAACGCACCCCAGAGCUGUGACAUUUCAACAUGUGGUUUUUUGUGUGUUUUUUUUUUUUUUUUUUUUCUUUUUAGUUUUCAAUCUUUUCUGUUGCAACAGAAAGAGUGGCUUGGAAGUCUUAGGUGGUAUGUAACAAAUCCUAAAAAAAAAAAUUUUAAACAGUAUUUAAAUAUUCUUAAAUAUGUAAAUUCAUUAAAUGUUUUACUUCUAAUUUCUUGUAUCUUGGCUGUCUUUUUGAUUUUAUUGCAUUUUUUAAAAAACUGAACUAUGGUAUGUAUUGUAAUUAUGUGAAUUCUGUAUUGAGACACUGUUUUGCUGUCAGGCAAGUGUGGGGGGGGAGGUAUUUUGUAGGGUUUGUAUAAUUUCUAGAGUUCUAAAGGGUAAUAUAAAAAUGUGUUAAUUUUUUUAGCAAUACAUUUUUUCAUGUCUCCAUUGCUGGUUGCAUUUAUGUAUCUAAGACCUCCAAGCUUGUUUAAAAAAAAAAAAAAAAAACAAAAAAACCCUUCCUCUAUGCUCUCGGAAAUAUAAAUACUGUUAUUUUUAAUAUUAAAAUGAAUCCGCUAUUAGUACCUUUAACAAACACUGUGGAACAUUAAACCAUAUAAAAAGUAGUAACUAUUUUUUAAUUCCAAGGUGUUUUUGCUUUUUUCAUUUUUCUUUUUAAAUAUUUUCUUAUCUAAUAUUUGUCAAAUUACCUAGAGAAAUAAAUGAAUCUAGUAUUAACCACAGUAUGCGCUAAAUAAUUGAUUUAAUAAAAGGGAUAUGAUUUCCAAUGUUUACUGUAGUGUUUCUUGUACAGAUAACAGUGUAUUUUUAAAGGAAAAAACGGAAUUGAAGCUAUUUUUUCUUGCAUUUUUAAUUGACCUGCGGGACAUUCCGUUUUGAAAUGUACUGAAGUUACUGUUCUUGGGUUCUUUCCUUAUUUUUUCCUUAUAAUGCUUGAAAUGUCUAACUAUAAAGAAACGCCAUUGGAUAAUGUUGAGCAUGAUGUUAAAAAAGUGUUCCUUUUAUUUGACUGACAGUUGCAUUUUACACUCUCUAUAUAAUAAAAUUUCCACAAGAUGUCUUGUGGGUGAAGUA
This is a messenger RNA of Dermochelys coriacea (leatherback sea turtle), 4778 nucleotides long. RefSeq names its product far upstream element binding protein 3 (gene FUBP3). The coding region runs from base 1980 to 3425 and encodes 481 amino acids. The record is from RefSeq and is a predicted model, not a curated record. Gene Ontology annotation, biological process: regulation of gene expression. Gene Ontology annotation, cellular component: nucleus; cytoplasm. The transcript is spliced from 17 exons. NCBI's taxonomy places the organism in Eukaryota, Metazoa, Chordata, Testudines, Dermochelyidae. Gene Ontology annotation, molecular function: mRNA binding.